This is a messenger RNA of Schistocerca serialis cubense, 3671 nucleotides long. RefSeq names its product protein phosphatase PP2A 55 kDa regulatory subunit (gene tws). The transcript has 11 exons. Gene Ontology annotation, molecular function: protein binding; protein phosphatase regulator activity. The record is from RefSeq and is a predicted model, not a curated record. Gene Ontology annotation, biological process: peptidyl-serine dephosphorylation. Lineage: Eukaryota; Metazoa; Arthropoda; Insecta; Orthoptera; Acrididae. Bases 256 to 1605 code for a protein of 449 amino acids. Gene Ontology annotation, cellular component: cytosol; protein phosphatase type 2A complex.
AUAUUUGCUCGGCGUGUGACGUCAUGUUGGUUGUUAUGCACUCGUGAAUACCGCCAUUGCUAGUGACAAUUUUAUGUUGAAAUGUGACAAAUCCUUUUUUAUCGCUCCUCCUUUUAAAGAAACCCAGUGAAAAUAAAUUUUUAAAUAUCUCACGGACUGCAGUAAUCUUCCGAAAUUCUCCCCGGUGUCUGCUAUGGCCGGUAAGCAACUUGUUUAUGUGGGAUAAAUACGGCGACCUAAUUGCUCUCUGGAAACAUGACGGUUAGGAAUUUAAAUCUCGGUAAUGGGGAGGUACAAUGGUGCUUCUCUCAGGUGAAAGGGACGCUGGAAGAGGAUGUAACAGACGCUGAUAUUAUCUCCUGUGUCGAAUUUAACCACGAUGGUGAUCUCUUAGCGACAGGGGAUAAAGGAGGACGAGUAGUCAUAUUUCAGAGGGAUCCUAUCAGUAAAAACUGCAUUCCAAGACGUGGGGAGUACAAAGUGUACAGCACAUUUCAUAGUCAUGAACCUGAGUUCGACUACCUCAAGAGUUUGGAAAUUGAAGAGAAAAUUAAUAAAAUUAGGUGGUUGAAAAGGAGGAAUCAAGCCCAUUUUCUUCUCUCCACUAACGAUAAGACUAUAAAACUAUGGAAGGUUUCGGAACGUGACAAGAGAGUAGAAGGUUACAAUACCAAGGAAGAAAAUGGACAGAUGAAGGAUCCUUCUUGUAUAACACAACUCCGGGUUCCAGUUAUAAAACCAAUGGAACUGAUGGUUGAAGCUUCACCACGGAGAAUAUUUGCUAAUGCACAUACUUAUCAUAUUAAUUCAAUUAGUGUCAAUUCCGACCAGGAAACAUACCUGUCUGCAGAUGAUCUUCGAAUAAAUUUGUGGCACUUAGAAAUUACUGAUCAGAGUUUCAAUAUUGUAGACAUAAAACCGACAAAUAUGGAGGAGCUUACAGAAGUUAUAACUGCUGCAGAGUUUCACCCAGUUGAAUGUAAUCUGUUUGUGUAUAGCAGUAGUAAAGGGACAAUAAGGCUGUGUGACAUGCGAGCGGCAGCACUCUGUGACAGGCAUGCAAAGAUGUUUGAAGAACCAGAGGAUCCAACGAAUAGGAGUUUCUUUUCAGAGAUAAUCUCAAGUAUAUCAGAUGUAAAGCUAUCUAAUUCUGGUCGUUAUAUGAUAUCUAGGGAUUAUUUGACAGUUAAGGUUUGGGAUCUUCACAUGGAAACCAAACCUAUAGAAUCGUAUCCAGUUCACGAGUACCUGCGAUCAAAAUUAUGUUCACUAUAUGAAAAUGACUGUAUCUUUGAUAAAUUUGAAUGCUGCUGGAAUGGAAAUGAUACAUCAAUUAUGACUGGAUCAUACAAUAAUUUCUUUAGGAUUUUUGAUCGCACAACGAAGAGAGACCUUACUCUGGAGGCAUCUAGAGAUAUUGAUAAACCAAGAACUGUUCUGAAACCUCGGAAGGUAUGCACAGGAGGUAAACGGAAGAAGGAUGAAAUCACUGUUGACUGCUUGGACUUCAAUAAAAAAAUAUUGCAUACAGCAUGGCACCCUUCGGAAAACAUAAUUGCAGUGGCUGCUACAAAUAAUCUGUUCCUAUUCCAGGACAAGUUCUAGCAGAAUGGCAUGAGAGAAACAAAUUGGCUUUCUGUGAAGUGCUAUUGACAGUGGAACUUAAUAGCCAUAACUGCAAAGGAAGAGGAGCAAUAAUAUGGGUGAGAGCCAUUGCUACAGUGCAGAGUCCAUAUGCCCAUUUUGAAGCUCAUCAGCAUCGUUCUUCCACCGCUAGUGUCAAGACAUGUCUGUGAAGUACUUUUUUAUAUAAAAUGUUCAAAAUGAUAAAAAGGGAGGGCUUGUGAGGGAGUCCAGUGCACAGUUGUCCCCAGUGUCUGUGAUGUUGGAAAUAAUGCAACUGCCUCCACAUAAACGUGCUCCAUUAUAUAUCUAUGUCUAGCAUGCUGGGAUUUUUUUUAUUACAGUGCAAGGACUACACUAUUUUAUAGACAGUCCAAAUGUAAGAAAAAGCACGCCAGAUAGUUUUCCGGCCUGGCAGUAUGCGGCUUUAUAUUGCCUGGUUUCAUAAAUUUUUAGUUUCUAUUUUUGACGUGUAUGCUUACAUGCUGGAGGCUGUACCGGAAUAUGUAUGCUUGGAAACUGUUUUGAAAUACUCAAGAAGUGUGGACUAAAACUAUUUUUUCAAUAGUGUUUAGCAGUUUGAAGUGUAUCUGUUGACUGGAAAAUGUUUUUGUGAGAGAGAGACUGCUGCAGAUAAACAAGGGUAACAGUGUUGUUACUCCCGGUUUUGCUAAUCAGAUUGUGAAACAGUUUUGGUAUAACACUCGUUACUCAUAUUUGUUAGCAUUUUAUAUUGGAGUAUUUUGUGGAUUACGGCAAUAAGUAAGGGGACAUGGCGAGUGAGUGACAGGUUAAUUUGAUAUAUUGAUUAUUUUCAUUUUGUUGUGUACAAACACUACCUUUAAUAUAAAAUUUAUGAAAAAAUCUUGUCUCCUUUUUUAAAGAUUUGUUAAUAAAUUGGCGUUCUCUGUUGGUAGGCAAUUGAAAUUGUAAAUGCAUGGUCCUGAAUAACACUGUAAAAUAUAUGUUGUGUUAAUUGAACAAUGUUUCAAAGGCAUUCUAUUCCUUUUAUUUAUUAUUUUUUGUGUUAUGUAUUACUGAUACAGAAUGGUGCACAAAAUAUGUAUAGUAAGAUGUGAAUCUGGUGUGUGCUGUAGAUUGUUGUUUUCCUUCUCAGAAGCUUUCGAUGUAAGGCACUUCGACAGUUACUCCUUUGUGUAUGAAAAAAGUAGAUAUAUUUUAAUUGUACUCAUUUUUUAUUUAAAAAUUAAUUUUAAUUUUGGCUGUACCGAUACAUAUAAAGUGGAAUAUACCAUAAUAUGACUGUUACAGAAUGGCUUAUUGAAGUCAGUUUCCUUCCAUUAAAAGUAGGUGGGAGGUGGGAUAUGAGUGAAUACUCCAUGUGUCAUCCUCCAAUGUAUCAUAUUAUGAUUAAGUUAUUCACCAUUACUUUAUUUAUUUAUUUCUAUAUGAGCUGUGAUUUUCUGCAGACUGUUGGCUGAUAUGUUAAGGAAAAUGAUUCAUAACAUCUUAUAUUUCAGUAAGUGAACAUAAAAUAAAAACACUCAGUGCAGUGGGAGUCAUAAUAGUUAAUUAUUUAUUAGUUAUAAAUAUGGAACAUAAAAUCUGUGGACAUACAAUUAUCAAAAUUAGUUUCUAACAACACCAAUAUUUCACCAAAAUCGGAAGAAUAAAUACAUUAGUUUGUUAGAACUACUGUUUCACAAAAGCAAUGCACAGUACGUCAUCUUUUCACAGAAUCACCAGUUCACUCUAAGAAUUUUGUUUCCUAGUAGUUCCUGGACUAAGUUAUUUGUGCAUGUAAUAGGACCUCACAUGUGUCUGUAACAGAGGUCCACAUAAGAAAUUUUGCACCAGCAUCACUAUUAUUGAAUUUCUGAAGCUGUAGUGAACUAGAUAUUCUAAAACAUUGUGCAUUACAUGUGUUGCAACUUUUCUGUAUUUUGCUGUGGGCAAUGGGCUAACAGAAAACCAUAGCUAGUUUUCAGACAGAUGCCUUCAUAAUUGUGAAAACUAUUUGACUCGUACUGCAUUUUUACAAUGUAUUACUUUUUGAUGUGUAUAAUAUAUUUUCAGCUAACUGUGAA